CGGAGUGGCUUUUCCCUAAUCCCCCAUUCCACAUUCGCUAUUUCAUUCUCUGUUGUCGAAUUUGCAGAUACGGCCAAAAUGUCUUCGCGAGCCCUUCGCAAACUGCAGCGGGAGCAGGAAUUGCAGAGACAAGUCGAGGCUGCGAAAAAGGCAUACGAGGAGGCAGAAGAGUCAGAAGAGGAGGAUGAUGUCCCACAGCCACCCUCACGGCCUAUGAACGCUUUUGACAUGCUGGAGGAGGUUGAAGAUAAAGAAGAAUCUGACGAACAUGAAUACGAGUCCAUAUCACACGCAGAAGCCACAGGAAAGCCCGAUACCAACCUACCGCAAGGGUCAACACCCACUCCUCUACCAAAGCCGAAGAAGAAAAAGAAGAAACCCAAGAAGAAAGGCAAGGGUAAAGCAGAAGAACAGAAGGAGCAGACAGAGGAAUCUGGCGAUGAAAUUGACCGGGCACUGAAAGAAUUGGCCGCAAAAGAAGGGCGAACACAGGCGGCGUCUAGCGAGAAACAAGAGUCACCGAGCUGGGAGUCAAGAGCUACCAGACUUCUGGCCAUAGAUUCGCACAAUCUCAACCCCGUCAACGAGAUGAAGAGUCUCUUUGGUAACAUUGCGCUUGAAGGACAAGAAUCUCGUUUUUCACCCCGCAAUCAACGUCGUCGUGAACAAAACCAGCAGGGCGGGGUCGAUCUCGCGACCGCACUUACGGGAAGAUAUUGUGUCGCCAGCAGAGGCAAAGAGCUAGGGUCUCUCGCACAUAGACGGAACGUCUUUGUGCAGGGGAAAGAAGAGUGGCCCCUGGCCACGAGUGGAGGGUUGAGCAUGGAACUAGUCAAACCGGAUUCCGAUUCCAAGGACUCCCCCGAGAAGCGAUACAACAUCAUGCACAACAACGCCUAUCGCGAGACGCAAGUUCAUUUCCGCAUGGCCGUUGAAUCGAUGGAUCCUCAAAGAAUGAUUGGUCUAUUGUCCAUGUAUCCGUACCAUAUUGCCACUCUUUUGCAAGUCUCCGAAAUUGCGAAGCAUCAAGGCGACCAUGCUGUCUCGGGAGAUCUUGUUGAGCGUGCACUAUUCUCCUUCGGCAAGUCUGUACACAGCAGCUUUCCAGCUUCCCUGAGAAAUGGCGUCGCUCGGGUGCCGUUCAAUAAACCAGCAAAUCGAGAACUAUAUCUCGCAAUAUGGCGGUACAUCAGAAACCUCGAGAUGCGAGGGACGUGGCGGACCGCGUUCGAAUGGGCCAAAAUCCUUCUUCAACUCAACCCACUCACAGAUCCCUAUGGAGUCACUCUGAUGAUCGAUCAACUUGCCUUGAGAGGCCGUCAGCAUGCACAACUCAUUGCCCUCUGCUCGGACGAUGCUUAUGGCCAAGCGUGGGAUUUCCUGCCCAAUAUCCAAAUCUCUCUAGCACUCGCCUAUCAAAGAUCAGGCAAACCACGAGAUGCUCGUAUUCGUCUGGCGGUCGCAAUGCAUAAAUACCCUUACAUCUUAUCCGCUCUCGCAUCGGCACUCGACAUCUCGCCUCUUCCCAAGUCCCUCUGGGCAAAAUUACCGUCCACUGACGCCGAAAAGCUCUACACCCAACUCUACGUCAAUCGCGCAAAAGACUUGUGGAACACUCCGGAAACUAUCAGCCUACUUGCCGAAGUUGCAGAGACCCUUUCUCAUUACAGCGAUGCUAUCUCUGCUGCUCUGGAAGCACCGAAGUUGGAGAUUUCCCUCGAAGAAGCUAGACAUAUCAUGCUCCUCGAGAUUCCGUCACUAAUUGCCCUGCUUCCACGUCGGUUUACUACUAUGCCCACUUCAUCAUCCGACGUCCUCCCUCCCCCAGAUUCAUUGUCCGACUUCGUUGCUCGAGCACCCGGCGCCGGCCCCACGCGAGGAGCUGAUGGAACCAUGCAAGUCAUCUUCAACGCCGCAGGAGCGACUGCGGGUACUGCGGGCAGCCUCCUUACGCGGAUCAUGAACUGGUUCCAGCAACCCGCCGCUGCAGAAGACGCGAACACAGGAGGCGAGUCGGAAGGCCAAGCAGCACUUCGAGAGCUGCAAGAGCAACUCGGGGGAAACGUCCCUCCGGAAAUGCUGGAGGAGUUCCUGAGGAUCCAUCUAGAUGACGCAGAGGAGCUAGGCGAAGGUGUUACGCCUGAGGGAUUGGGAAUGGCUGGUGGGUGGGACUAUUAUGUGGAUGCCAACGCGAACAAUUCGACAGCCGAUGAGGAUGAAGAUGACAGUAUGCCUGAAUUGGAGAGCAUUUCCGACAAUGAAGAGACCACGGCUCAAACGGGACAGCCACAUCCUCCACAUGCAGCCAUGGUGGAAGAUGCGGAUGAGGAAGACGAGGGUGCCCAAGAAAGAACACCUGGGCGAGUCCUGACUGGCGGUCAUGCGGUAUUACGACACGUUGAGUCGGACGCGGAAGAGGAAGAAGCGGACGAAGGUCGCGAACCUCCUCAACCAAGACAGACACGCCCUGCCCAAACCCUCCGAACCCAAGAGCCGCGGGCAUCGUCACAGGGUGCAAACGACGCUGCAACGAGCCAUCCUCCCCCUUCCUCCUCGGAACAAGACCAAGAAUAUCUAGACCCUCAGCGCCUGCAACGCUGGCUCCUCACCAACGGGCUUAAUGAUCUUCAAUCUAACCAGAGUAAUCCGGAGACGUUGCAAACAUAUCUGGACAGACUGAGAUUACUGGGGACAAAACAACAAGAUUGGAUUGUGAGGAUGGUGAGACAAAGGGCCGGCGAGGCAGUCGAAAGACGGGUCCGGGAAUCGAUGGAGCGCGGAGCAUGAGUUUGGCGAGGAUACCCUACCUAAUGAACACACGAUAAAAGCCCGAAAUAGAUGUACUAAAAACCCCUUAUUACACGCAUCAGUCCC
Molecule: messenger RNA, 2874 nt
Organism: Cladophialophora immunda
Lineage: Eukaryota; Fungi; Ascomycota; Eurotiomycetes; Chaetothyriales; Herpotrichiellaceae
Exons: 1
Coding region: 79-2787 (902 amino acids)
Biological process (GO): rescue of stalled cytosolic ribosome; ribosome-associated ubiquitin-dependent protein catabolic process
Cellular component (GO): RQC complex
Source: RefSeq, a predicted model, not a curated record